ACUAAUUCAAAUAUGCUUCAUAAAAAACAAAUAACUAUUUAAAUUGGAUCAAGAUCUAGACAAUCAUCACCAUCUUCAAUAGGAUCAGAAACUCCUAAACAUAAAAAAUCUAAUUCUUAUAUGUAAUUUUCACCUAAAUUGGAUUUUAAUAAUGGAUUAUCAUUUGUAAAUGAAGUUAAAGAAGUCAAAAUUACAUCUCCAAGAACAGAAGAUCUAUAAUCACCAAAGUCUUAGGCUUUUAAAUAAACUAAAUUUAAUAACAUUCAUAAAGAUGAACAAAUGAAAAAGAGUUAAUUUAGUAAAACUAAGAGUGAAGAUUUUGUAUGA
Messenger RNA from Paramecium sonneborni, 327 nucleotides. Lineage: Eukaryota; Ciliophora; Oligohymenophorea; Peniculida; Parameciidae. The record is from the annotation of a GenBank genome assembly.